AGGCGGCCUGUCAUCACUCGCAGUUUGUAGGCAAAAAUGAUUUGAGUUUCUAGUCUUAGUAUAGUUUGUCGAUGACCAAACCAAAAUGUAUAAAUUGUUUUAAAAUCUAACAAUCGCCAUUUUGUAAGACAAAUUUUGCUUCUGCAGCGCCGAUAUACUAUUUGUCUAUUCGGUUUUAAUUUUCAUUUACUUAAUUUUAUUUAAAUUUAAGCAUUAUGUCGCAGAGGUUCACCUCGGCUGCGCCGGGACAGGCUUCUGUUCCGGGUCAGCCUAGAUAUCAAACGCCGCCAACUCAAUCGACUGGGAUGCGACCAUAUACUACUGGAAGCAGUUUCCCGCAACGAGGGUUUUCUUUGCAUCAAAAUCCUUCCCCUCCAGUAGGAAACGCGUCUUCUCCUGGUGGGACUCCCAUGCACCAACGUACCUCACAGCCUGGUUUUCAAAGUGGGCUUCGGAGCAGUGGCUCCGGUGCUAGUGUCAAACGCUCUCAAGAACCUCGAAGUAUUAGUCAAACACCGGGGAAAGGUGACUGCGUCACUGUAAAGAAAAAAAAGAAACUUGCCGACAAGAUUCUCCCCCAGAAAGUGAGAGAUUUAGUCCCAGAAUCUCAAGCCUACAUGGACCUUUUGACAUUUGAGAGAAAGUUGGACGCUACAAUAAUGCGAAAAAGACUGGAUAUUCAAGAAGCAUUAAAACGCCCAAUGAAACAAAAACGAAAACUACGUAUUUUCAUUUCGAACACAUUUUACCCCAGUAAAGAACCUACAGGCGAAGGAGAAGAAGGCGCUGUUGCUUCCUGGGAGUUGAGAGUUGAAGGUAGAUUACUCGAAGAUAACAAAGGUGAUCCAACCACUAAAAUCAAGAGAAAGUUUUCUUCAUUUUUCAAGUCACUUGUUAUUGAACUUGACAAAGAACUAUAUGGCCCCGAUAACCACCUGGUGGAGUGGCAUCGUACGCAUACAACUCAAGAAACUGAUGGGUUUCAAGUAAAACGACCUGGUGACAGAAAUGUUCGAUGUACAAUCCUGCUUCUGCUUGAUUAUCAACCGCUUCAGUUCAAGUUGGAUCCCAGAUUAGCCCGUUUGCUGGGUGUACAUACGCAAACGCGUCCAGUGAUCAUUUCUGCCCUUUGGCAAUACAUAAAGACGCAUAAGCUGCAGGAUUCACAUGAACGCGAGUACAUAAAUUGUGACAAGUAUCUUGAACAAAUUUUUAAUUGUCCUCGAAUGAAAUUUGCUGAGAUACCACAGCGACUGAAUCCACUCCUGCAUCCACCGGACCCAAUUGUUAUCAAUCACUUUAUUGAAAGUGGAGCGGAAAACAAACAAACAGCUUGCUAUGACAUUGAUGUAGAGGUUGACGACACAUUAAAGAACCAAAUGAACAACUUUUUGGUCAGCACUUCAAGUCAGCAGGAGAUUCAGGGAUUAGAUUCGAAGAUUCACGAAACAGUUGAUACCAUAAAUCAGUUGAAGACCAACAGAGAGUUCUUUUUGAGCUUUGCCAAGGAUCCGCAGACCUUUAUACAUCGUUGGAUUGUUAGUCAAACAAGAGAUAUUAAGUCCAUGACAGAUGUAGUGGGUAAUCCGGAAGAGGAACGCCGCGCUGAGUUCUAUUAUCAACCUUGGACACACGAAGCCGUUUCACGAUAUUUCUUCACAAAAGUGAAUCAGAAACGUGCCGAACUUGAGCACGCACUAGGCAUUCGUAAUUCAUAAAAGCAGUCAGUACUCUUUCCUGUAUUUUCAAUUCAGUAACAUUUAUAAUUUGGAAUGUCUAUAGCGUUUAUUUCUAAGAAUGCUGUUCGCAUAACAAUAAAAUAAAGUAGAAUAAAAAAGAGUUACUUUUGGCAUUGAACAUUGACGAUA
This is a messenger RNA of Episyrphus balteatus (marmalade hoverfly), 1868 nucleotides long. It is a transcript of the gene Bap60, whose product is annotated as brahma-associated protein of 60 kDa. Gene Ontology annotation, biological process: regulation of transcription by RNA polymerase II. The record is from RefSeq and is a predicted model, not a curated record. Gene Ontology annotation, cellular component: nucleus; SWI/SNF complex. The transcript is spliced from 3 exons. Bases 216 to 1718 code for a protein of 500 amino acids. Lineage: Eukaryota; Metazoa; Arthropoda; Insecta; Diptera; Syrphidae.